Sorex fumeus (smoky shrew) is the source of this 5635-nucleotide messenger RNA. It is a transcript of the gene COL4A2, whose product is annotated as collagen type IV alpha 2 chain. Gene Ontology annotation, molecular function: extracellular matrix structural constituent. Gene Ontology annotation, cellular component: collagen trimer. Lineage: Eukaryota; Metazoa; Chordata; Mammalia; Eulipotyphla; Soricidae. The transcript is spliced from 48 exons. The coding region runs from base 38 to 5161 and encodes 1707 amino acids. The record is from RefSeq and is a predicted model, not a curated record.
CGCUGCCCACCCGGAGGGAGAGCGCGGACCGGGAACCAUGCGCCGCGGAGCCCCGGCCCGGAUGGGCCCGCCGAGGUGGCUGCUGCUGGCCGUGACCGUGGGACUGCUGGCCCCGAGCGUCCUGGCGGGUGUGAAGAAGUACGACGUGCCGUGUGGUGGCAGGGACUGCAGUGGCGGCUGCCAAUGCUUCCCCGAGAAAGGAGGGCGGGGCCAGCCGGGACCCGUGGGCACCCAGGGCUACAGCGGGCCCCCGGGGCUGCAGGGCUUCCCGGGCCUGCAGGGAAACAAGGGCGAGAAAGGUGAGCGCGGCAGACCCGGCGUCGUGGGACCAAAAGGCGAAGUGGGCGUCAGAGGCGUGUCCGGCUUCCCCGGGGCCGACGGGAUCCCCGGGCACCCGGGCCAAGGCGGACCCCGUGGGCCGCCCGGCUAUGAUGGCUGCAACGGCACCCAUGGAGACAUGGGCCCGCCGGGACCUUCUGGCGCUGGGGGCUUAUCCGGCUCUCCCGGGCCCCAAGGACCAAAAGGGCAGAAAGGCGAGCCGUACGCCCUAUCUCCCGAGGAGCGACACCGAUACCGGGGGGAGCCCGGCGAGCCGGGACUGGUCGGCUUCCAGGGUCCCCCCGGCCGCCCGGGGCCCAUGGGGCGAAUGGGGCCAGACGGCCCUCCAGGGAGACCGGGCCCACCGGGACCCCCUGGACCCAAAGGGCAGCAGGGCAACCGCGGACUGGGAUUCUACGGAGAGAAAGGCGAGAAGGGCGACAUGGGCCUGCCGGGGCCCAACGGAGUUCCGUCCGAGGGGCAGCCCGUCACCGGCCCCACCAAGGACACCCUGCACCUGGAGCACUACAAGGGCAUCAAAGGGAGCCAGGGGGACCGCGGGAGACAGGGCUACGGCAUGAAGGGGGAAGAAGGCAUCGUGGGCUUCCCGGGAGAGCGGGGCCUGACUGGCUACCCCGGAGAGAGGGGAGACGUGGGACUGACGGGAACCAGAGGUCCUGAUGGCUACCCAGGUCCUGACGGCCCUCCCGGACCCAAGGGAGAACCCGGCGUCCAGGGCCCCCCCGGCCCCCCAGGCUACUCCCCGUAUCCAGCCCUCACCAAAGGCAUGAGAGGUGAACCCGGGUUCCCGGGACCCCACGGGGAGCCCGGCAGCCGUGGCCAGCCAGGAGACCCCGGGCUCCCAGGCCUGCCGGGCACACCCAUGGGAACGGAAGACGAGAAGAGGGGCUUCCCCGGAGAGAUGGGGCCCAAAGGCUUCAGCGGAGAACCCGGCAUCGCCGCGCGGUACCCCGGACCCCCUGGGACAGAUGGCAGGCGAGGAGCACCAGGCCUCCCUGGGGCCGCCGGGGCCCCCGGACCCGACGGCUUCCUCUUCGGGCUGAAAGGGACAGAGGGACUUGAAGGCUACCCCGGCCCCUCGGGCUUCCCCGGGGCCCGUGGACAGAAGGGAUGGAAAGGUGAAGCUGGGGACUGCAGGUGUGGUGACGAGUUCACGCGGGGACCCCCGGGCCUGCCUGGAUACAAAGGCUUCCCCGGCACCAACGGAGAGCCCGGGCGCAAAGGCGACGCGGGGGAGCCCGGCGCCCAUGGCAUCCCCGGCUUCCCGGGCUUCAAGGGAGCCCCUGGCCAGACAGGCCCCCCUGGGCCCAAGGGCGCGAAGGGAGACUCCAGGACCAUCACCACCAAAGGUGAGCAGGGCCAGCGGGGAGUGCCCGGCGUGCCUGGCCUGAAGGGCGUAGACGGCUUCCCCGGCCGCGACGGACUCGGUGGAUUCCCGGGCCUGCCGGGCCCCCCGGGUGACGGUAUCCAGGGCCCCCCGGGAGACGCGGGCUACGAGGGGCUUCCCGGCGCCAAGGGCCUUCCUGGAGAGAUGGGCCCCCCAGGCCUGGGCCUGCCUGGCCCCAAGGGCGGACGCGGCUUCCCCGGAGAGUCAGGGGCUCCCGGCAUGCCGGGCUUCCCCGGGCCUCCCGGACCCCCAGGCUCGCCAGGACAGAUCGACUGUGAUGAUGACGGUGUGAAAAGACCCAUCGGGGGACAGGACCAGGCGCCCCUGCAGCCAGGCUGCGUCGGAGGACCCAAGGGAUACCCAGGACCCCCAGGGCCCCCCGGCCCCCCAGGAAUCAAGGGCCUGCCCGGAGUGCCAGGCUUGUCGGGGGCUGACGGAACCCCAGGACUCAAGGGUCUUCCAGGAGAUCCCGGCCGUGAAGGGUUCCCGGGACCCCCAGGGUUCGUGGGGCCUCGAGGAUCCAAAGGAGCCAUGGGCCAGCCCGGUCCCGACGGCCUCCCAGGGCCCAGCGGUGUGCCAGGACCAGCCGGACCCCCCGGAGACAGGGGCCUGCCAGGAGAAGCUCUGGGCGCCCAGCCCGGGCCUCGAGGAGAUGCUGGCCUGCCUGGACACCCCGGGCUGAAGGGCGUCCCUGGGGAGAGAGGCCCUCCAGGCUUCACGGGGAGCCCGGGCAUGCCCGGAAUGCCAGGACUCAAGGGCCACUUCGGCCUGCCGGGACCCUCAGGCCAGCCUGGGCUGCCGGGACCACCAGGCCAGCACGGCUUUCCCGGGCCCCCUGGCCGAGAGGGGCCCUUAGGACUGCCGGGUGCCCCGGGAUUCGGAGGCCUGCCUGGGGACCGAGGAGACCCGGGGGACACUGGCGUGCCAGGCCCCGUAGGCAUGAAGGGCAUCUCUGGUGACAGAGGGGACCCCGGCGCUCUGGGGGAGCAAGGCCAGCCGGGCUCGCCUGGCUUCAAAGGCAUGGCAGGGAUGCCGGGCACCCCCGGGCCGAAAGGGGACCGGGGGUCACCCGGGAUGGACGGCUUCCAGGGCAUGCCCGGCUUCCAGGGCCGGCCCGGCUCUCCAGGCAGCAAAGGAGAAGCCGGCUUCUUCGGGGUGCCGGGGCUGAAGGGCCUGGCAGGGGAGCCCGGGGUCAAAGGCAGCAGAGGAGAACCAGGGCCCCCGGGACUGCCACCCGUCAUCGUGCCGGGAAUGAAGCACUUCAAGGGGGAGAAGGGCGACAAGGGCCCCAUGGGGCUGAAGGGCUUCCUGGGCCUGAAAGGCGUCAUCGGCAUGCCAGGCGUCCCCGGGCUGUCAGGUGUCCCUGGCAUGCCAGGGAAGCCCGGCUACAUCAAGGGCGCCAAGGGGGACAUCGGUGUUCCUGGCCUGCCCGGCUCUCCUGGCUUCCCCGGCGUUCCCGGGCCCCCUGGUAUCGCCGGCUUCCCGGGGUUCAUCGGCAGCAGGGGUGAGAUGGGGGCCCCCGGCAGAGAGGGCCUGUUCGGGGAGGCCGGCCCCACGGGCGACUUCGGCGACAUCGGAGACACCAUCAACCUACCCGGAGCCCCCGGACUCAAGGGGGAACGUGGCGGCACAGGGACCCCAGGCCGGAAGGGCUUCUUCGGAGAGAAGGGCGCCUGGGGCGACAUCGGCUCCCCGGGCAUCACCGGCAUGACGGGCGCCCAGGGCCCCCCCGGGCAGCAUGGACAAACAGGAUUUCCGGGGCUCACGGGGCUGACGGGGCUGCAGGGAGAGCCCGGCCGGAUCGGGGUGCCAGGAGACAAAGGCGAUUUCGGCUGGCCUGGGGCCCCCGGCUUACCAGGUUUUCCGGGCGCCCGAGGCAUCGGGGGACUCAACGGCUUACCCGGCACCAAAGGCUCCCCAGGCUCCCCAGGGCCCGACGGCCAUGGAGACGCUGGCUUCCCUGGGCCUGUUGGGGAGAGGGGAGACCCCGGAGAGCCCAACACCCUUCCUGGACCCCCCGGAGCCCCCGGUCAGAAGGGGGAGCGCGGAGUGCCAGGGGAACGUGGCCCAGCGGGGAGCCCGGGACUCCAGGGCUUCCCAGGUGUCACCCCUCCGUCCAACAUCUCGGGGGCCCCUGGUGACGUCGGGACACCCGGCAUCUUCGGCAUGGAAGGUUAUCAGGGCCCUCCAGGCCCCCCUGGACCUGCUGCCUUUCCUGGGAGCAAAGGAGAGGAGGGCCUUCCCGGGAUCCCCGGGAGCCCCGGAAGCAAAGGCUGGGGCGGAGACCCAGGGCCGCAGGGCCGGCCCGGUGUGUACGGCCUCCCUGGAGAGAAAGGCCCCCGCGGCGAGCCAGGCUUAAUGGGGAACACAGGCGCCACGGGCAUUGUGGGGGACCGCGGCCCCAAGGGCCCCAAGGGUGACCGCGGACGGCCUGGACUACCCGGGUCCAUGGGGUCCCCUGGGAUUGUGGGGAUCCCCCAGAGGAUCGCCGCACAGCCAGGGCCCAUGGGUCCCCAGGGCAGGCGAGGACCCCCAGGAGCACAGGGCGAGGCAGGGCCACAAGGACCCCCAGGAGACCCAGGGCUCCGAGGGGCUCCCGGGAAGGCCGGUGUUCAGGGCCGAGGCGGCGUGUCAGCUAUGCCAGGAUUCCGCGGUGACCCCGGGCCCAUGGGCAACCAGGGCCCUAUCGGCCAGGAAGGAGAGCCCGGCCGCCCUGGAAGCCCCGGCCUGCCUGGCCUGCCCGGCCGCAGCGUGAGCAUCGGCUACCUGCUGGUGAAGCACAGCCAGACGGAGCAGGAGCCCAUGUGCCCGGUGGGCAUGAACAAGCUGUGGAGCGGCUACAGCCUGCUGUACUUCGAGGGCCAGGAGAAAGCCCACAACCAGGACCUGGGCCUGGCCGGCUCCUGCAUGGCCCGCUUCAGCACCAUGCCCUUCCUGUACUGCAACCCGGGUGACAUCUGCUACUACGCCAGCCGCAACGACAAGUCCUACUGGCUGUCCACCACGGCCCCGCUGCCCAUGAUGCCGGUGGCCGAGGAAGAGAUCAAGCCCUACAUCAGCCGCUGCUCCGUGUGCGAGGCCCCAGCCAUGGCCAUUGCCGUGCACAGCCAGGACGUGUCCAUCCCGCACUGCCCGGCCGGCUGGCGCAGCCUGUGGAUCGGAUACUCCUUCCUCAUGCAUACAGCCGCCGGCGACGAGGGGGGCGGCCAGUCGCUGGUGUCGCCGGGCAGCUGCCUGGAGGACUUCCGUGCCACGCCGUUCAUCGAGUGCAACGGGGGCCGAGGCACGUGCCACUACUACGCCAACAAGUACAGCUUCUGGCUGACCACCAUCCCCGAGCAGAGCUUCCAGGCCUCGCCGUCGCCGGACACGCUCAAGGCGGGGCUCAUCCGCACACACAUCAGCCGCUGCCAGGUCUGCAUGAAGAACCUGUGAGCCGCGGCCGGGCCACGCCCGCUUGGUGCUUCUGGACUCAGUACCUCAGCCCCCCCACCCCCCCACCCCUGGCCUGCCCACCGGGGCUCCCCACGGGCCCGGGUGCGGUACUCAGCACCCGUGUCCACAGCCCCACCCGCCUCAGUAUUAACCCCACAGCCAGGCCGGGCACCUACCCAACCACCCUAGUCGGACCCCCCGGGAGGUGUUCGGGCCCCACUGCCCCCCGCACUGCCUUCUCCCCAAGGUGGGCGCCCAGCCCCAAUCCCCAGGGGGGCAGGAAGGAGCCUGCCCUGGAAGCCCAGCCUGGCCGUGCCUUUCCCUCCGGUGACGCUGCCUGCCCGAGGGCCAGGACAGCCCCUGGGACCACGGGGCCUACCAGCCAGAGGGCCAAAGGUGACCCCGUGCUCAGGGACUGGGAUCUGUGCUCUAUGACCGCUCAUCCUGUGAACGCCUGUGAAUAAACUUGGUUUU